This is a messenger RNA of Syngnathus acus (greater pipefish), 3112 nucleotides long. Its product is annotated as centriolar coiled-coil protein of 110 kDa-like. Lineage: Eukaryota; Metazoa; Chordata; Actinopteri; Syngnathiformes; Syngnathidae. The record is from RefSeq and is a predicted model, not a curated record. Gene Ontology annotation, molecular function: protein binding. The transcript has 14 exons. Gene Ontology annotation, cellular component: centriole. The coding region runs from base 615 to 2843 and encodes 742 amino acids. Gene Ontology annotation, biological process: centriole replication; centrosome duplication; regulation of cytokinesis.
GAUAGAUACUCUAUUAAUCCCGGGGGGGAAUUCAGGAAAUGAAUUGUUGUUAUAAUGUUGAUCAUCGUCAAAGAUAUUUUUUUAGAUUUAAGUUAUUGUUAUUGCUAAGAUGUUUUUGUUAAGCAUACAAAUGUCUCAUCUCUUGCAAGAGUCCCAUUCAGCACCAUAGUAGAUAGGUAACAAAAAGACCACGGUUCCAUUUCUGUCUGAAAUACUGCCUUGAUUGUUUUCUGGUUCUCCUGUGGUUUUUGAAUGCGCCAUUUGGACUAAAAUGUGUCUUUUAAAUGCAUUAUUUUGGGAUUUAUUUGGCUCCUAAAGGGUCUAAAUUGCAAUGAGAGAGAAGUGUUUGUGCGCCGUGAGGCGACCAGAUAGUGCAUGAAAUGUAUUGGAACGCAGCCCUCACCCCGUUGCUAGGAGGCGCUGUUGUAGCCCGGAAAAGGGCACGUCGACGGCGGUGAUGGGCAAGACAGAACUACAAGAACACGCGCCUGGUUUUUAAUGACUGGCGUUGCUUUAACUUAACACAACCCGAAGGCGAAUCGUCGCUGAAAGCAAGGGAGGAGAGAAAAGGAGGAGACACGUCGUGGUUUCGUCGUGGAGUGGCGACAACGUGGAUGGAAAGCUAUGAGGAAUUCUGCCUCCAAAGUGUGGCCGCGCUGCAGGAGGAGGGGAAAUUCAAGGCAGCGACAUGCGAGCCGAUGGUCACGUACUCAUCUGUCAUCGUCUUCUGUGGGAAAGCUGCCUUGUCCCCCCUGUUAGAUGCAGAGCAGCGUCAACAUAUGCGCCACCUCAAACGCGGGGCGGUCCAGCUGGAAAGGCAGCAGAGGAGCAAGCCCUCGGCCCAAGUUUCAGACAAAGCGAGGCAUCAAGUGCCAAGCGGCGAGGCUGAAAAGUCACAUAUUCCCAAAGAAACAGCACUCAACAGUUACACGCUGAUCACCGACUCGCCCGGCCUUCCCUUAGAGCCCAGAGUUAACCUUCAGACUGUCAGUCGGCCAACGGACCCUCUGCUCAACGGCCUCCUUGCAGAGGAGGAGAAGAGCGAUGAGGAAGAUAUGAGUACGGACAGCCUUCUCAAGCAAACACAAGAGCACGUGAAGAGGGAGCUGAGCAGGGAGGGGUCAAAAGGUGUUGUCCCAACACUUUCGCCCGAGCCUGUCUCGGAAGGAGAAAUGUUUAGUCCAAACAGAGGUACUGAAUUGGAUCGCGGGCCCGUUGGCCCUCCUGAGAUUGCCCUCCACCAAAAUGUGUCUGAUCCCAAGCCUCAAGAGCCCGCAUCGCCGCCUGGUCCGGCCGGUCAGUGCCUUUGGCGGCCGAGCCCAGAGUCCGGCCUCGGCCCCCGUAAACUGCGCCCAUUCUCCACUGGGAGCAUCCGUGUCGUCUUUCCGGCAAUGCCGGGAGAAGGCGCCGCUCUGUCAGAGAGGCGCGAAGUUCCACCUGGAGCCUCAUGGUCCCCGGAUCGCUGGAGCUCAGCAUCAAGCGGCGACGCGGACCGCCGAAACACGCGGGGUAGUCAUCGGUCGGGUUGUCAUUGUGCCGUCAGUCCGAUGUGGGAAACCUGUGGGCCCGCCCCAAUCGGCCUGUCGUCAACGUCGCGCUGGGUCUGCCAAACCGUGGACACUCAGCUACGCUCUGACCCGGCUGGAUUGGACCACAUUGAUCGCAGUCAGGAAAGAACAGCUCGCUUCAUGGCGGGAGUCACCGUGCGCCCCUCAAGUUGGCACAACUCCAACAAGUCAUUCCAGGGAGAGAAUCUCUCUCCGCAUCGGCCGAUGCCUCGCGUUUCCCUCGCAGUUAAGCUCGGCGAGGAGCCUGAUGACCCUCGAGGUCCCUGCGAUAAAACUGGGACAGCUUUCCUCAGACAGGCAGGUGACGCACAUGCCACAAACACAGAGGAGGCCCGGAGGCGAGCGCGGGUUCUGGAGGAAAUGCAAAGACGUCUGGAGGAGGAACACGCUUCACAAAUAUCGCUGCUCUUGGCCCAACAGGAGAAGGAGCAACAGUGCCUGCGGCGGGAGUUUGAAGAGGCCGAAAGGAGACUGAGCCAGCAGGCCCGUGCUAAGCUCCAGACCCCUGCCAAUGACGGAGCUGUGAACCCAACCGCCGCUACGCCGGGUCGCUGUCAAGGUUUCCCAAGUCCCGUGACUUCAAAUGAGACCUUUCCCUCUCCGCAGUCUCCCAUCUACCUACGAGGGCCCUUGUGGUCAGCUCACAAACCUCAAGCGAGGCCAAGUCAGAUUUUGGAAGCGGUACAGAGGAGAGUGUUGUUUCGAAUCGGCGCCGUCGCCCGCGGCUUUCUCGUGCGCAGACUUCUCAAAACGCACAAGAUCCAACAUCUGUGUCAAACCGUCACGGACACACGGGACUUCAUAAGGUCCUUUCAGACUGCAGGUCCACAGAAGAGAAGCCCUUUCUCAGCUCAGGAUCUCUCCCUGCAGGACAGAGUUCGAGCCCAGUUACGUGCAGCCCUCUAUGACAUCCAUGAGAUCUUCUUUGAAAUGCCUCCGGCGGAUCGAUGGGCACUGCUGCAGCAGGACCGGGAGCUCUGUGCUGAGAAGAAGCAAAGAGACACGGAAAAAGCCAAGAAGGAAAGGGAGAGAGCUGCACUGUCUGCCACCACACAAAGAUCUCUGGACCGGAAAAAAAGGGAGGGCCAGACCGCCAAGGUGAUGCAGAAGCCAAAGAGUCCCACUCCCGUCGGGUCCUGCAAAGUUCAAAAGCCCAGUCAAGUCCAAAAAGGUGUCCCGAGUCAGCUCAAGCGCCAGGGGAGCUGGUACACAAAGACCCCCGAAGCGAGAGUGCAGCGCCUGGACAACCUGAAGAAGCAGCAGUCUCUCGGCUAAGAGGCGACAUCGUUCUGAAAUAGAUCAACCAAGCAUCAGGUUUGGCACCGAUGUUGCCCUUGACAACCGUGUUGUGGCAAUUCCCUGCCACCUUGACUUGAAAUUUUCAUUUGUUCCGUGGCCAAGGUCCUUUUUCCCAGCCGUAGCGCAAAGGUCAACACUAGCUUUGCUCGCGCGUCUUCGUUGAUGUUGUGUGAAUUUCUGCCUUUUCUGUUUGGUUUGAAGGUAACAGUCGACUUGCGCUGGCAAUAAACAUCAUUUGAAGCGAG